Messenger RNA from Gavialis gangeticus (Gharial), 1444 nucleotides. Its product is annotated as RING finger protein 151-like. Gene Ontology annotation, molecular function: zinc ion binding. NCBI's taxonomy places the organism in Eukaryota, Metazoa, Chordata, Crocodylia, Gavialidae. The coding region runs from base 492 to 1388 and encodes 298 amino acids. The transcript is spliced from 7 exons. Gene Ontology annotation, cellular component: plasma membrane signaling receptor complex. The record is from RefSeq and is a predicted model, not a curated record. Gene Ontology annotation, biological process: tumor necrosis factor-mediated signaling pathway; protein K63-linked ubiquitination; positive regulation of JNK cascade.
UAGAAAAGUAGCAUCUCCUUCCUUCAGCACAGGCUUACAGUGUAUGUUGACUGCAAGAAUAAACAUACCUGCAUGGCAAACAAGGCAGGAGGAAAGCUUAGAAAGGAUUUAGUAUCUCCAGGGCAUUCCCAAAUUGGGAAGAGGCUCUGGAGAUGGUUUUCCUAAAAGCAGAGGAAGAAGAUAAUUUUUCUGAGACCAUAGGAAUGGAACAGUAGUCAGUAAACGCUUGUUACUGUUCUUGAUGUUUAGGGUUGGCACCUGCAGCUUCCAGACUUAGACUGGUGCUGGCAAUGAUUCUGUUACUGCUGAUCUUGAGGACUUACAGAAAGCAAAUUUUCAUGGAGCUUAUAGGCCUUGAAUUGUGGGUAGAUGAUUGAUAAUGGAGGUGAACUUCAAGAAGCAUGAUGUUUGCAGAGAAGAUUGCAGUGGAGUGAAAGCUUUAAGUCAAGAGGAAGUUGUAGCCAAGGCACAUUUAGUGCUUUCCAGGGAAAAUGUUGGGAGUUGAAACUCAGUGGAAAAGAAUGGGGUAUGAUAUUGAGCGUUUUGUGGGUUAUGUUAAUGAAGGACUUCUGUGCUCCAUAUGCCGGGAUGUUUUAGAAGAUCCCUUGCAGGCUCCUUGUGAACAUGCUUUCUGCACUACAUGUAUACAUGGAUGGCUUGUUCAUCACAGUAACUGCCCUGAGGACAGGCAGGCACUUGAUGCAUCUGUGCUACACCCUCUCUACAGAUAUAUGAAAAAUGACCUAAAUCGACUUCAGCUUCACUGCAAAAACAGAGAACAUGGCUGUGACAUGGUCUGUUCUCUAGAAUCUAUAGACAGACAUGAGAGAGAAUGUGAAUACGGCCAGAUAUCUUGCUCAAAUGCUGGUUGUCCAGUUCAGGUCGAGCGACGUAACUUAGAAGGCCAUUUGGCACUGUGUGAAUACCGGAGCCGUGAGUGUCCCAAUGGUUGUGGUUACACCAUCCUCAGUGCAGAAGACACACAGCAUAACUGCGUAGCAGAGCUAAGAACAGAACUGGAAUUGCUUCGGUCAGAAAUGAUCUGCAGAGUGGAAGAAGCAAAGCAUGAGAUGGAAUCUAGGUUGGAUUCCCAGAGAAGACACAUGGUGCAAAAGGAAAGCAUGCUGCAAAAUGAAAUUGAGGAGCUGAAGAGUCAGAUGUCGCGAAUGAUGUCUGACGUGCGCUCCCUGCUGGCAGCAGAGAGACAGCAUCGUCAAGAGCUGGAGCAGGCAGAGCUUGAAAAGCGUGAAUUAAUGGAGUUGCUAAAAAGCCUGCAGAAAGACUGCCGACGGAACACUACUGAGGGAAACAAGAAAUCCACGAACUUUCGCCCUCUAACACGACUGGAGAGUAUGAAACGAAAACCUAGGGAAGUUACCGUCAUCUAAAAAGAAGUAUGAUUAAAACUACUUGAACAUUAAUACAACAGACCGCCAUUUUAUAC